Messenger RNA from Hippoglossus stenolepis (Pacific halibut), 1157 nucleotides. RefSeq names its product carbonyl reductase [NADPH] 1-like. The record is from RefSeq and is a predicted model, not a curated record. Lineage: Eukaryota; Metazoa; Chordata; Actinopteri; Pleuronectiformes; Pleuronectidae. The coding region runs from base 148 to 975 and encodes 275 amino acids. The transcript has 7 exons. Gene Ontology annotation, molecular function: carbonyl reductase (NADPH) activity.
UUACUUCCGGGUGUGCGCGGUGACGCUGCGCAGAGCCUCCUCCACCUCCUGCAGCUCCUCUCCCUCCUCUCCUCGUUCCCGUCGUUCUCCUGCAGCUCCUCGCUUCUUCUCUGCAGCUUCAGCAGCUCCUCAUCCUCAGGUCACAACAUGUCCACUAAGGUCGCCGUGGUAACGGGCAGUAACAAGGGCAUCGGCCUGGCUAUUGUCCGAGCGCUCUGCAAACAGUACCAAGGAGUCGUGUACCUCAUGUCCCGAGACGAGGGCCGUGGUCAGGAGGCCGUGGCGUCUCUGGCCUCGGAGGGACUGAAGCCCAUGUUUCACCAGCUGGACAUCAAAGACCUGAGCAGCAUCACCACCGCCGUCGCUUACUUCAAAGACAAGUACGGAGGAGUGGACGUCCUCGUCAAUAACGCUGGGAUCGCAUUCAAAGUGGCUGACCCGGCUCCUUUUGACGUCCAGGCGGAGGUCACGCUGAGGACAAACUUCUUCGCCAACAGAGACAUGUUGACCCACUUCCUGCCGAUCGUCAAAGCAGGAGGUCGUGUGGUGAACGUCUCCAGCUCCGUCGGCUAUCGUGCCCUGACCCAGUGCAGCCCGGCGCUCCAGAAGCGUUUCCGCAGCGAGGACAUCACUGAGGACGAGCUGGUGGGACUGAUGCAGCAGUUCGUCGACGCCACCAAGAAGAACGAACACAAGCAGGGCGGCUGGCCUGAGACGGCGUACGGCGUGUCCAAGACCGGCCUGACGACUCUGACCAUGAUCCUGGCUCGUCGUCUGUCCAAGGAGAGACAGAGCGACAAGAUCUUGCUGAAUGCCUGCUGUCCAGGAUGGGUGCGCACCGACAUGGCUGGAGAUAAAGCCCCCAAGUCACCAGACGAGGGCGCUAUCACUCCGGUGUACCUGGCCCUGCUGCCGCCAGGAGCCACUGAUCCUCAUGGGAAGUUUGUGUCUGAUAAGGAGGUUCAGGCCUGGUGAGAGGGUUAAAGGGUGUGUGUUGGGUUGGAUAGGGUUAGUAACUGUGCAUUAUUCUUUCUGGGUGCUUUGGAAAUUCUUUUUUUUCCUAAAAAUAUUUUUCUACAUGUAAAAGAGAAAAUGUGCUUUAACCAGGAAAAAAACAAAAAUGUUCUGAAAUCAAUAAAAAGUUUUUCUGGCAAAAA